Molecule: messenger RNA, 485 nt
Organism: Owenia fusiformis
Lineage: Eukaryota; Metazoa; Annelida; Polychaeta; Sabellida; Oweniidae
Source: the annotation of a GenBank genome assembly
GUUAGAUUUUGAGAAACAAUAGGGAACGAUAUAUAGUAAAUAAAAAGGUAUCCUCCCUACUAAACGCAGAGAUUUUGACUGUUAAAGAACGCAACCGUUUCGACCAGAGUGGGUAUCGACAGUGUAACAACCUCGGCUCUGCAGAAUUCAGACAUGGAAGAAACUGCAUCUGAACCCCAUCAACCCGAUGAACAUAAUCAGAUGAUGUGCCUGACCCACCUUCCACAUGUGUGCUUGGUGCAGAUAUUGUCGUAUCUGGACCUUCCCGAUAGACUGAAUGCUGCAUGUACAUCAAGCAUAUUGCAUGACAUGUUCAGUCAUCCAUCACUUUGGCAUAAAGUUGGGAUUCUAAUCUGUGGAAAUUCCGAUUAUAAUAGUAGUAGCUGUACAACCCUUGCAUUAAGAAAUAAAGCAAUGAUCGAAAAGUUUGGAGAAUUCUUCAGAGAUUUAAGACUGGUGUAUCACGGCGAAGUCAAUCAUCUCUA